Messenger RNA from Linum trigynum, 1545 nucleotides. Lineage: Eukaryota; Viridiplantae; Streptophyta; Magnoliopsida; Malpighiales; Linaceae. The record is from the annotation of a GenBank genome assembly.
GUUACGAAGACCCUUGCAGCAAUCCCUACUACUUGGCAUAGAGUGACAACUCCUUUCUCCCCGUCAUCGGCUUCAAGCUCAACGAUGACAACUACUUGCUCUGGAGUGAGUCCGUGGAGGUCGCCCUGCGCACCAAAAACAAGCUGGAUUUUGUCCUUGGAACGAUUUAGGUACCACCUAACACAGAUCCUAUGUAUGGCACCUGGGAUAGAGUGAAUGGAAUAGUGGUGUGUUGGCUUAGAAACUCUGUUUCAGAUGAUAUUGUUCCCAGCCUUAGAAACAUUAGGGUUGCCUCAGAAGCUUGGAAUUAUCUUAAAUCCAAGUUCAGCCAAGGUGAUUCAGUACGAAUUGCCAAUUUACAGGACAAGAUUGACCUCAUUAAGCAAGGAACCCUAACUGUUAGACAAUACCACACUGAUUUGAAGGUUUUGUGGGAUGAACAAGAGAGCUAUUUCCCCAUACCUUACUGUGAUUGUGCUUCCAAGACAUAUGAAACAGUGAUUAUGUAUAGGGAUCGAGCUAAGGUGAUCAAAUUCCUGCUGGGUUUGAAUGAGAAGUACCAGCAGGUGAAAACCCAAAUGCUCAUGUUAGAUCCUUUGCCUGACUUGGAUAACAUCUAUAGAUCUGUAGUACAAUUGGAGAGACAGUUGAAUGGAGCUGGUGGAAACACUGGAAAGUCAGAAGAGGCCAUUGCACUGGCUACAGCUCUUGUUGCAUCCAAGUCUCAAUCAGGACAAGGAAGAGACAAGUUUCACAAAGAAGCUACUCAAGACACUGGACUAUUCUGCCGCUAUUGCAAGAAGGAUAACCACGUUAUCCAGGAAUGCUGGAAACUUAAAAGGAAAAACAAAGAAGGAGGAGGUACAAACUUUGUUGGUUCUGUUGAUGUCAAUGCAGUGGAGAGGAAUGGUCCAGGAGGAGGAACUCCAACUUACUCUCCUACAAGCCCUGGAAGCAGCUCAGACAAUCAAUCUGCAUUCUCAGGCUUCACAACAGAAGAGCUCAAUCGUCUUAAGGCCUUGCUGCAAACUCCACAAUAGCAAGCUCAUCCUUCAGUUAACUCCAUCACAACUAGUAACACUGCCAUGACAGGUAUUUCUGUGUUCUCUAUAACUUCUAAAUCCAGCAAUGGAGAUAUGUGGAUCCUGGACACAGGAGCCAGUGAUCACAUAAUCUGUUCAAUGACAUAUUUCCUCAAAUGCAAAGAGGUUCAGAACCUUACAGUAACCCUACCUAAUGGCCAAGUUGCCAUUGUCACACACAUUGGUAUAGUUAAGCUACCUUGUGGUCUAUUCCUCACAAAUGUCCUGUUAGUGCCUACUUUCAGUUACAAUCUCAUUUCUAUUAGUAAGCUCACACAAAACAUCUCUAUCUCACUUUUGUUUGAAUCCAAUUUUUGUUGUAUUUAGGACCUAAUCUCUCGAUAGAGGAUUGGUUUAAUCCACGUAGAUAGAGGGCUGUAUUUGCUUGAAGGAGUGACAUCACCUGGAAAGGAUUGCAAACCCACAGUUUUUGGAGUGACCCCACUAAAGGCUCAGAGCUCUG